AUGAUGCUGUUGUUUAGCUGGGAUAUCCGCGCCCAGCUCUGGCGGAGCCGCAAUCCGAUGCCAACAACUGCGUUUGACGUGUGCGCAUGCACUCUUUGGUGGCGAAAGGCAGACGAUGAUAUUUCGUCAGCUAUUUCGCCGUCGCCGCAACUCACAAUGCCAGUGGCGAUUCAAUUCAAGUACAGCCACUUAUUCGAUAUCAUGGCCAAGAAAGUGGAACGAGAAGCCUUCCAGCCGACCACUUUCCAUGUAGCAGACCUUCCCUCUCCCCCCCCGAAACGCGUAUGUAUCCGUAAGGCUUGGCCAAGGGCGCAACCCCUUGUCGACCUCAACGUUCUUCCACCCGAAGCGGAAUCCCCGCCCAUGCCGACAACCUCCGCCGCCCCGUCGCUUGGCGAUCUCGGCGAAGACUUGUUACUCCAUAUCCUCCAGCUCGCGCAGCCCACGGCUUGGGACCUGUCUCGUCUCGCGUGCGUGAACCGCACGUUGCGAAACCUCUGUUACAACCCGGUUUUCUGGACCAAGCUUCGCAUAGGCCCCGGGAGCAUGCGCGCGGGAGUCGAGCAGCUCGCGUCGCGAUGCGCGCAUUUGGAGGAGAUCCACAUCGACGACCCGCGCUGCGAGCUGCACGUGCUGCACCCGAUAAUCAUGGCGUGCGGCCCGUCGCUAAAGCGCAUCGUCAUCGACUGCGAUCGAGAUGACACGAGCCGCAACGAGGCUUCCAUCUGCAGCGUUCUCUGGAUAGUCAGUCUUUACUGCAGUAAUGUUGAAAGCGUCGAGCUUAUAUCGAAUGGCGAAAAGGGGAACUUCAACUAUCUCGAAAACAAGGCCAUGUGGUACCUAACGUCGGGAUUCCGUCGCGUUCGCAGUUUCGCGUGCCUGUGCCAAAACAGCCUAACGAAACAGGCGAUUUACCUGAUGGUUAUCGCUUGGCGAGAACUCGCGUACCUGCGAAUCCACUGUGGUGCACUUGCGAAAGACGACCUUAUGGCCUUGCGAAAGUGUUACUCGCUGCGAGUGUUAGAGCUCAUCGGAGGGAACCUUCGCCAGCUUCUUGGCGAAAGCAGCGCGGCGACAGAUGCGGUCAUGCACCGAGACCUGACUACCCUCGCUUUGACGAACAUGCAGUGCGACGUUGACGACAUCGCGAAAUUAUCGAUGCUCCUGCCGAGCCUACAGCGGAUUAUUAUUCAAAAGUCUUCCCUACACACCUCCGCGGGUGACGACGUCGCGACGAAGACACGAGCCGUCGCAAACCUUCGUGCAUGGCUCGGGGCGCGGAAGAAUAUCCAGCUAUUUAUUAACGAGUGA
Closterium sp. Yama58-4 is the source of this 1311-nucleotide messenger RNA. The record is from the annotation of a GenBank genome assembly. NCBI's taxonomy places the organism in Eukaryota, Viridiplantae, Streptophyta, Zygnematophyceae, Desmidiales, Closteriaceae.